Corvus hawaiiensis (hawaiian crow) is the source of this 3522-nucleotide messenger RNA. It is a transcript of the gene DALRD3, whose product is annotated as DALR anticodon binding domain containing 3. The transcript has 13 exons. Lineage: Eukaryota; Metazoa; Chordata; Aves; Passeriformes; Corvidae. Gene Ontology annotation, molecular function: ATP binding; tRNA binding; arginine-tRNA ligase activity. The record is from RefSeq and is a predicted model, not a curated record. Gene Ontology annotation, biological process: tRNA C3-cytosine methylation; arginyl-tRNA aminoacylation. Bases 1238 to 3094 code for a protein of 618 amino acids.
CUGUGGGUGGUGCAGGGAGCACCCCACCAUGGCAGGGCUGGGGGAUGUGUUCCUGCUCCUGCCCUGAGGCUGCAGAUUCUCAUGGGCUGUGGCCUGCAGCCCCGUGGCUCCAGAGCUGCCUGAGGAAGCCCAAAAUGAGUUGUGUUCCUGGAAGAGCCCACGCAGCAGGAUCUGCCCUCGCCCUGCUCCCCCUCUUUCCCACAUGCACACAAGCCCUGGAGGAACCGGUUUGGGCCCUGCGGGCAGAGCUCUUCCCCCCCCCCCCCGGCCUCACAGCGAGGGCAGGAAGGGCACGGUAGAGAGGGAGGUCCCUAGCUCCUCAGGGUGCGUGCUGUGGUGGGGUUUGGUGCUUCCUGGAUUCCUGCUUCCUGUCAACCAGGCUUGGUGCCAUGGGGCUGGGGGUGUGCUGGGCCCUUGCCCUGUCCCCAGUUCAGCAGUCCCCAGCAUGCUUCUCAGGGAGCUGGCCAACAGCGUGAGCCCUCUGUCAGAUCUGUGCUGGAACCAUUGCUGUGGAGCAGCUCAGCUCUGCAGAUGUAAUCAAGACCACGAUGGCAUGAUCUAAUCGCUUCCACUUCCUUCUUCCUGGCGCUGAUAAGUGGGACGCUGCUCAUGUGCUGGACAGGAGUAGCCCACUGGGGCAGGCCUGGGGGGCAUCGCAGGGCCUGCACCCACAGCUGCUCAUCGCUGUGCCAUGCAGAGCCCAUGCUGGGAGCACACGGGUGCCGCUGGUGUUCUCAGUCACAUCAUGUCACAGCCCAGCCGAGCCCUGGGGCUCGUGCUGGACAGGCUGGACUGGCCAGCCAGGGUCUGCCAGUGACACCAUGCCACAGCUGGGGUCUGCCUCACACCCUCCAGCCCAUCUAAACCUCCCUUUCCACCACAGGCUGCUGGACCUGCUCCCAGGGCCCCUCGUUGUCCCCAACAGCCCAGGGACAGCUGGGCCAUGCUCUACGCUGGGCCGUGCCCUCAGCUAGGCUACACUCCCUGCCCUGGGCAGCCCGUUCCUGCCCGGGCCUGUCUGACCCCGACAUGGCCUCUGGCUCCUGCUCCCGCUCGGUUCUUGAGGGUUUUAGAUCUGGGCACCCCAGUGUUGGAGAAGAGAGGACACCACUCCUAUGCACCUCAAGGUGACACCAUGGCCCUGCUGGGGUGAGGCUGAGCAGGACUGAGACCCUCCCGGGCCAUUCGGGGUGCCUGGUUGCAGCCUCCGCCAUGGUCCUGACCUGACACACCCAUCAUGGCGGCACCCGCCACCCGCCACACCCACCAUGGUGGCCCCGCGCCCGGUCCCCCAAGAUGGCCGCUCUGCCCGGCCAACCCGCCCGCGACCAAGAUGGCCGCCCGGGAGCGCCGCGCGCCGCGCCCAACAUGGCGGCCACCUGCGGGAAGCGGGGAAGCGAGGCGGGAUGUCGCUUCCGGUCGCGGUGGCGGAAGCGGCGUUUGGGCUCCCAUGGAGAUGGGCGAGGGCCGCCCGGGGGUGGCUGCGACGCUGCGGGCGCUGAACGGGGCGCUCGGGCGGCCCGCCGCACUCUGGGUGAAGGAGAGCGGCGCCCGCAACCUGCGCCACCGGGAUUUCCUGGCGCCGCGGGCCGCGCUGAGCGCCGCCUUUCCCGGCGGGCAGCCCGGACCCUUCCUCGCACUCCGCCCGCAGGUGCCCCCCGAGGCCGUGUCGGCGGUGCCGUCGCUGCGGGGCCCAGCAGUGCUGCCGCUGCAGGUUUGCCGGCAGACGCCGGCGGGGUUGGCGGUGCAGGUGCGGCGCCCUGAGGCCUUCCAGCGCCUGCUGGGGCCGCUGCAAGGCCCGGCUUCCCCCGCGACGGGGGCGCGGACGGGCUGCGUGGUGCUGCACUGCCCGGCCCUGCGCGGCGCCGCUGCCCUGCGGCCCCGCCACCUCCGCUCCGUCCUGCUGGCCGACCACCUGGCCCAGCUGCUGCGCGCCCAGGGGGUCGGCGUCCGCCUGGUCCCUGCCCUCACCGAGGACAGGAGAUGGGACGUCCUGCGGCAGCUCCGCAUCUGCUGGCCCUCCGGCUCCGUUGGCUCGUCCCUCCCUGACGCCGUCUCGGCCUUGAAGGCAGCGCUAGGCCAGUGCCCCUGUGCCGCAGCCUGUGAGCAGGGGCCGGGCACAGCCGAGGGUGUCAUCUUUAAGGUGCACCUGAAGAGCUUCGUGGAGCAGCAGGGCUUGGUGGGCUACGACCCCAAUCUAGAUGUGCUUCUCGUGACGGAGGGGACACUGUGGUCGUUGGCUGAGCUGCAGGAAGCUGUUCUGCAGUGCCCAGCCAAAGGCCAGAGCAGUUGCUGCAGCAUCAUACAUGUGGUGAACUGUGAGGAGGAAUUCCAGCAGCAGCAGCUGGAUGUGCUCUGGAGGAUUUUGGAUCCGGGAGUCCACACAGCUUUGCAGAAACACCUUGUCUGUGGGCCAGUGAAGGUGACUAACCCCUCAUCGCCCAUUGGAGCAGACCAGUACUUCCAGCUCCGAAAGCACCAGAUGUAUGAAGCUUCCGUGAUAAAGUAUGGGGAGCUUGCACAAGAUGAGGCCUGGACAGAGGUGAUUGAUACCCUGACAGUGGCUGCCAUCAGGUUUGAGAUGCUGAGCACUGCUCAUCGGAGUCAGAUCACCCUGGACCUGGAGAACAACAGCAUCUCCACAAAGGGAACGAAGAGCGGCGCCUUUGUGAUGUACAACUGUGCCCGGCUGGCCACACUCUUCAACACCUUCCAGCGGGCUGUGGAGCGGGGCACAUAUCCACCUCUGCCACCAGUGUCUGAACUGAACUUCUCCUGCCUCCGAGAAGAGGGCGAAUGGCUCCUGCUCUUCAACUAUCUCCUGCCCUUCCCUGAAGUCCUGCAGCAGGCAGCACAGCUGCCCCCACCCUCCAAGGGGAUCCGGAUCACUGCCAACACAGAGACAGUAUGCAAGUUCCUGAUCCAGCUCAGCAUGGAUUUCAGCUCCUACUACAACCGGGUGCACAUCCUAGGGGAGCCGUUCCCUCACCUCUUUGACCAGAUGUUUGCCCGCCUCCAGCUGCUGGGAGCAGUGAGGGAUGUGUUCCACAGUGCACUGGCAACUCUGCACCUCCCUCCUCUCAGCCAGAUCUGAGCCACCCCUGAAGAGCUGUGCCAUGGUGUGACAGUCACCUACACACCACAGUUUGUGGGGGAGAACAGGGCACAUUCUCCCGGCAGGGCAAGGGGCUGCACCAGUGGCAGGCAGGGCCCAUGGUGUUUGGGGAUUGGUCUGUGCUCCCUGCAGCUGUGUCCAGUGUGGGACAUGGAUGCCCCUCCACAUCCACAGCAGCAGAAGGGAAAAAAGCUUGUGUGGCACCCCAGCAGCUGGGCUGGGAGUGUGAGGGAGGUGGCACCAGGGACCAGUCAUGACAAAGUCAGACAGACACCAACUUCACUUCCCUAAAAACUGUUUAUUGGAGGGAGCUCCAUGCUGGCAGGGAGCUCCUGAGGUUCCAGGCUCCCACUGGGCUCUGAGCCAGGCCCCAGUACUGGGGUCCAAUACACUUCUUGCUGGACAAA